Molecule: messenger RNA, 1545 nt
Organism: Punica granatum (pomegranate)
Lineage: Eukaryota; Viridiplantae; Streptophyta; Magnoliopsida; Myrtales; Lythraceae
Source: RefSeq, a predicted model, not a curated record
AACGAGUAGUUUGACUUUCCAAACGUUUUCCCCAACUGGUUUCGUUUGUCAGGAGGAGGAUUUAACAUCGAAUAGAUCGCUUUCUUCUUCAUCUUCGUCGUUAUCCUCCUUCACGGAAAUCUCCCUCUGCCGACUCUUUUGCUGAAUCCGCAGCUCAAUGUAUCCGCCGCAGCCGCCGCUUAUGCUUGUGAACUGCUCCGGCUGCCGCACUCCGCUGCAGCUCCCGCCCGGCGCCCGAUCCAUCCGCUGCGCCAUCUGCAAGGCCGUCACCAAUAUCGCCGACCCCAGGUCCGUGCCUCCACCGUCCCACGCGCAGCCACCGUCCUCCCACGGGCCUCCGCCGUCCUCCCACGGGCCUCCGCCUCCCUCACCGUACAACCACGCGCCCCCGGGGCCUCCGCCGAGCGCGCACGGCCGGAAGCGGGCGGUGAUCUGUGGGAUAUCGUACAGGUUCUCGAGGCACGAGCUCAAGGGAUGCAUUAACGAUGCUAAGUGCAUGAAAUACUUGCUGAUGAACAAGUUCCGCUUCCCUGAGGAAUCUAUUCUAAUGCUGACAGAAGAAGAAACUGAUCCAUACAGAAUUCCAACCAAGCAUAAUAUGAGGAUGGCAUUGUAUUGGCUUGUGCAAGGGUGUCAACCUGGAGAUUCGCUUGUGUUUCAUUACUCAGGUCAUGGUUCACGACAAAGGAAUUACACAGGUGAUGAAGUCGAUGGAUAUGAUGAAACAUUAUGUCCCCUUGACUUUGAAACACAGGGCAUGAUUGUUGAUGAUGAGAUAAAUGCAACGAUUGUUAGACCUCUUCCUUCUGGGGUCAAGCUUCACGCAAUAAUUGAUGCUUGCCAUAGUGGCACUGUCCUAGAUUUACCAUUCCUUUGUAGAAUGAACAGGAGUGGGCAAUAUGUGUGGGAGGACCAUCGCCCUCGGUCAGGCUUAUGGAAAGGAACAAGUGGAGGAGAAGUUAUUUCUUUCAGUGGUUGUGACGAUGAUCAAACCUCAGCAGAUACAUCGGCUUUAUCAAAGAUCACAUCUACUGGUGCCAUGACCUUCUGCUUCAUCCAAGCGAUCGACCGUGGACAGAGUUCUACAUAUGGGAGCAUACUGAAUUCCAUGCGUUCCACAAUUAGAAAUACUGGCUCUGAUAUGGGUAUUGGUGGAGGCGGUGCGGUGACAUCUCUCAUCACCAUGCUUGUUACAGGAGGCAGUCUCAGUGGGGGGCUCAGACAGGAACCGCAGUUAACUUCCUGCCAACCAUUCGAUGUAUAUAUGAGACCAUUUUCCUUGUGAGAGUUCGAUUGGAGUCAUAUAUCAUAUGUUAGAACAUCAUAAAUAUGUUUGGACUUUGGAGACCUCUGGGAAGAUUCAAGACUGUAUUAUAGGAUGACGGUAAUACCCGGGUUUGCAAUUACAGGUGUGGUUUAAGCGGUUUCUAUGCUGAUGAGUUAGCGGUUUUGCCAUCAAUUUUAGAUGAGAUUGGAAAAACUGGAUGUAUAAACAGAAGGAAAGUUAGUCCAGUGAAUUGCAUAAUUUACUACUUUUCUGCUGAA